AUGGCUGAUAUGGUGAUGGGCUCUAUCACGGGCGACAGAUCUAUACAGCUUAGCCCCGCCGAGAGGUCAGCGCCUCUCGGCGCGGUCGCGAAAGACAGCGAGCAUCGCGCGUUGGUCGCGAUCGUGCAAGCCCUGUGUGGAUCUCCCAGUGGGUCGGCCAGUGGCGGGGCCGGUUUCGCGCGACGCGCCGCGGCGAUAUCUUGUUGCCACGUUGCCACAGAUGCCACGCUCUGCGGUCGCUCUCGCAACCGCGGUGUCACCGACACCGGUGUGCUCGGUUUCCACACCGGCCGUGACGGGCGGCCGUCUAAGUCA
Molecule: messenger RNA, 315 nt
Organism: Iphiclides podalirius (scarce swallowtail)
Lineage: Eukaryota; Metazoa; Arthropoda; Insecta; Lepidoptera; Papilionidae
Source: the annotation of a GenBank genome assembly